AUGUGCUGCCCAGAUUUACCUCCCCUUCCGCAUUCCUUGAUAUUUUCAUUCUCACCUGAUAAACGAAAUGUUAUUCGCUUGGACCACCACCCCUUGACGCCCACUUUCCAUCUAUCUAUCUCACCAUUCUUCGACUGUUUAUUCUAUCUUGCCGGUUUUGAUGAAAGGAGACCACCAUAUUCACCACUCUCUCUCCUUUCUCUUUUUUGUUCUCUGUUCUUUCCCUUUUUCAUCUUAAUUUUCUCCUCUUUUUCUUCGCCCACCUUUUUUAUUUUAUUUUAUUUUUUUUUAGCUUUCUUUCUCUUUUCGCAUUCCAUAAUUAAACCUCUCUCCUCACCGGUUUUUCUUAUCAAACGCCUUCUCGCGACCUUGUCUUCUUUUUCCAUUCUCUUGCCUCCUGAGAUUUCUCUUAAGCACGAAUUUGCUAUUCAUACACCCCCCCACCCACGUCUCAUCUCUAACACUAUUUCAUUCAUUGACUCAUUUCAAUUGCUUGACAUUUGCCCUUGCAUCUUGACUGUCCCCGCCCAUCAAGAUUCAUUCAGUUACAACGCGAGACACUUCAUUUUUUCAGAACGCCUGACCGGAGGCUUUGCCCACCCGACCGUCGACUCCAAACGAUAUCGGCCACCUUGUUUCAAAUUUGUUUUUUUUUUUUUUUCUCUCUCUCUCUCUCUCUCUCUCUCUCUCUCUCUCUCUCUCUCUCUUAACCAAUGCACUCAAGGAAUCCAUAACUGUAACAGAGAUGCGAUUUGUAUAGACCUCAGAAGAACUGGCCGCAAGUCUUAUAAGUGUAAAUGCAAAUCAGGAUAUUAUGGUAACGGGAAAAUAUGUAUUGAUGAAAACGAGUGCAGCUCUAACAACGGAGGAUGUGUGCACAAAUGUGAUAACCAACCCGGAAACUACACCUGCAGUUGUAUGUCUGGAUUCCAAUUAGCUGCUGACGGCCACGACUGCGAAGACGUCGACGAAUGCAAACCGACUGCAUCUUCCCAAGGAAACGGAGGCUGUGAACAAAUUUGCAACAACACAGUGGGCAGCUUUUAUUGCUCGUGCAAAUCCGGUUAUUACCUCAACGCAGAUGGAAAAACAUGCACAGCAAAUUCCCAAUGCCAUAGAGUUUUAGGUUGUGCUCAUUUCUGCAGCCAAACUCCGCAGGGGCAGAGGUGUGACUGUAUGGAAGGCUUUCGACUGCAUCCGAACGGAAAAGAUUGUAUACGAACCUGCGCAAUGGGAAAUGGUGGAUGUCAACACAAAUGCAAAGAUGGAAAGAAUGGGCCGGAAUGCAGUUGUGUGAAAGGUUAUUUUCUGGGCGAAAAUCAAAAGAAAUGCAUUGUAUCAUGCAAGGUUAAUAAUGGCGGUUGCGAGAAACAGUGCAUUGACACAAAAACUGGACCAAUCUGUGCUUGCCCCAAAGGAUAUAAAUUACACGAAGAUCAGAAAAGCUGCUCAGGUAAUAUUUCUAUUUAG
Molecule: messenger RNA, 1470 nt
Organism: Acanthosepion pharaonis
Lineage: Eukaryota; Metazoa; Mollusca; Cephalopoda; Sepiida; Sepiidae
Source: the annotation of a GenBank genome assembly